Conger conger (European conger) is the source of this 1949-nucleotide messenger RNA. Its product is annotated as guanine nucleotide-binding protein G(I)/G(S)/G(T) subunit beta-2-like. The record is from RefSeq and is a predicted model, not a curated record. Gene Ontology annotation, molecular function: signaling receptor complex adaptor activity; protein binding. The transcript has 10 exons. Bases 909 to 1931 code for a protein of 340 amino acids. Gene Ontology annotation, biological process: G protein-coupled receptor signaling pathway. Lineage: Eukaryota; Metazoa; Chordata; Actinopteri; Anguilliformes; Congridae. Gene Ontology annotation, cellular component: cytoplasm; heterotrimeric G-protein complex.
GUGUGGUUGAAUUGUGCUUACGAGAGCUUCCCAUCCAGUAUUAACCCUGGACGGAUGAUUACAUUUAAGGGACAAUUAAGAUUAAAUUGCUUGUAUAUAUAUGUAUAUGUAUAUAAAUGCGUAUAAUAUCUAUUUGUAAUUAUAGUAGCAACGUAUAAAUGUGUAUAUUUGCACCAAUGAGCGCGUUUUCUGCUCCUCCGACAAGAUAAGUCGUUUUUGGUUUUAUUUUUUAUUUUUGUAUUUAUCCAUCAAAAGCCCAAGCUUUACACUUUUCAUGUGCUUCGCGAUUUAUCUAAUAAUUCAUAUUUGGACAAGCAGACGACGAACAUAACGGAGCAAGGAGAGAGGGAGGAAGGAGCUAUCAAGCUAAGGGAGGAAGGAAACGAGGGAUCACGUUAACACAAACAGAAGGACGAAGACCGAUACCAAGCGUAACAUCUGAAUGGAUCUUUGACAGCUGUUUGGUGCUAAUGAUAACAACGGUUCAUUUUGGGAAAAUUCCUCCAAUUUUACAUGCUUAGUCUAUAUCCUUGCAUAUCUAGGUGUUGUUGGAGUGUAACAAGCAUUUCAAGAGGAAAACAAUAGCCUACAACGACGCCAGAUAGGCUACCGCAUCUUCUGAAGAGGCCCAUAAAAUAUUAUUUGUUGAACUGCUAUUUAUUUUUGUUUUAUGAAAAAGACGAUACCCAGGCUUUGAGGGCAAGGAGGCGAGAGUUAAAGCUGUUACUUGGAAACAAAAUAUCGGCAUUUUCAAGAAGACUGAAAGGAAAGAAGUCAUUUCUGCUUGAAGAUUAAUAACUGUUGCUACCGUUCUUAAUCAGAACAGAGUCAUCGGGAAAUACAAGAAACAGUCAGGUUGCUGAUUGGCUGAACUGUGGUGGGCCUGAGAGGCUAACAACCAAUCAACAAUGAGUGAGCUGGAGCAGCUGCGCCAGGAGGCGGAGCAACUGAGGAACCAGAUAAGAGAUGCUAGGAAAGCUUGUGGGGACUCCACCCUGACGCAGAUCACCGCUGGUCUGGACCCUGUAGGGCGUAUCCAGAUGCGGACGAGGCGCACUCUUCGUGGACAUCUGGCCAAGAUCUAUGCCAUGCACUGGGGCACGGACUCCAGGCUGCUCGUCAGUGCCUCCCAGGAUGGCAAACUGAUCAUCUGGGACAGCUACACCACUAACAAGAUGCAUGCCAUUCCUCUGCGCUCCUCCUGGGUGAUGACGUGCGCGUACGCCCCCUCUGGGAAUUACGUGGCCUGCGGGGGUCUGGACAACAUCUGCUCCAUCUACAGCCUGAAGACGCGCGAGGGCAAUGUGAGGGUCAGCAGAGAGCUGCCAGGACACACAGGUUACCUGUCCUGCUGCCGUUUCGUUGAUGACAAUCAGAUCAUCACAAGUUCAGGAGAUACAACCUGUGCACUGUGGGACAUCGAGACGGGCCAGCAGACCACAGUGUUCUCUGGUCACAGCGGUGACGUCAUGAGCCUGUCGCUCUCCCCCGAUUUCCGUACCUUUGUGUCUGGGGCCUGCGAUGCCUCCGUCAAGCUCUGGGAUAUCAGGGACAGCAUGUGCAGACAGACCUUCACUGGCCACGAAUCGGACAUCAAUGCCGUCUGUUUCUUCCCUAACGGCAGUGCUUUUGCCACUGGCUCGGACGAUGCCACGUGCAGGCUCUUUGACCUGCGGGCGGACCAGGAGCUCAGCCUGUAUUCGCACGACAACAUCAUCUGCGGUAUCACCUCCGUGGCCUUCUCCCGCUCGGGGCGGCUGCUCCUGGCCGGAUACGACGACUUCAACUGCAACAUCUGGGACGCCAUGAAGGGGGACCGUGCCGGAGUGCUGGCUGGCCAUGACAACCGUGUGAGCUGCCUGGGAGUGACUGACGAUGGGAUGGCGGUUGCCACGGGCUCCUGGGACAGCUUCUUAAAGAUCUGGAACUGAGCUGGGGGGGGGGUGGGG